AUGCCUUCCUUUACCCGUCUAGCCCUGUCUGCUCUCGCGGCCACCGCAGCCAUCGCAUCAGGAAUCAAUGAUUUCUCCUGCGAAAGCUCUUCCAACCCAGUCAUCUUUCUCCACGGCCUGGGCGCAACCUUCUAUGAGGACCUGAACUUUAUGCAGUACUGGCUGCAAAGCAAAGGCUACUGCACAUACGCCAAGACCUACGGCGCAUACGAUGGCUUCCCAUUACUUGGCGGCCUGAAGGCCAUCAACGAGAGCGCCCCCGAGAUCGCAGCCUACAUCAAGGAAGUGACCGAGAAGACCGGCAAGGCAAAGGUCGACCUCGUCGGCCACUCCGAAGGCGCCUUCCAAGCUCUCUACGUCCCCAAGUUCGAGGGCGUCGCCGACAAGAUCGAUAAGAUCGCUGCCAUCGCCCCGCCUACCCAUGCCACUUCCUUCGCGCAUCUCUACGACCUCGCCUACGUGUUCGGUAACUCUUCGCGCCUGGCUGUCGGCGAUAUCCUCGAUCUCGUUGGCUGCCCUGCUUGCAAUGAUGUCGGUCCCGAUGGCCCCGCCAUUAAGCGCCUGAAUGAUGGAACCCCCAUCGCCCAGCCCGGCAACAAGAUCACUAUCAUUGCUUCCAAGUAUGAUGAGCUCGUCACUCCCCCCACCACGUCUUUCGUCCACGAGGACGGCGUCAGCAAUAUCUGGAUCCAAGAUACUUGCCCACUUGACCCUGUCGGCCACAUUGGCGAGGCUUAUGAUUUAAACGUCUGGCAUUUGGUCAAGAACGUCCUGGACGAGACUCCCAAUCGCAAGUUCGUGUGCUUGCUCGGAUCGCCCGGCAAAUAA
Molecule: messenger RNA, 828 nt
Organism: Penicillium soppii
Lineage: Eukaryota; Fungi; Ascomycota; Eurotiomycetes; Eurotiales; Aspergillaceae
Product: esterase/lipase family protein
Exons: 1
Coding region: 1-828 (275 amino acids)
Biological process (GO): lipid catabolic process
Molecular function (GO): lipase activity
Source: RefSeq, a predicted model, not a curated record